Messenger RNA from Acanthamoeba castellanii str. Neff, 1194 nucleotides. Its product is annotated as kinase, pfkB superfamily protein. The coding region runs from base 1 to 1194 and encodes 397 amino acids. Lineage: Eukaryota; Discosea; Longamoebia; Acanthamoebidae. The transcript is spliced from 7 exons. The record is from RefSeq and is a predicted model, not a curated record.
AUGCACAAGCAGCAGCCACUGGUUGUCGCCACCGGCUCGACCUGCAUUGACUAUCUCGCACAUGUGGCCUCGUUUCCCGAGCCCGACGCCAAGAUGCGCACCACCAAACUCUUCACCUCACCAGGCGGAAAUGCGCUGCAGGGACUGGUGUGCUUGAGUCGGCUGGGCGUGGCGGGCCGGCUCAUCACUAAGCUGGGCAACGACGAGAUCGGCCGGCAGAUCCUCGAGACUCUCCGCAGGGAGCGCGCCAUCGACACCUCGCGCGUCUCCAUCAGCCCCGGCAACUCGCCGUUCAGUUACAUCAUCGUCGACGAGGUGACUCACACACGCACGAUCCUCCACACGCCCGCCGAGCUGCUCGCGCCCAACGAGAUCGAAUCCUCCUUCCUCGACGGCGGCAUCCGCCUGACGGAAAUGGCCAUCGAGCGCGGCAUCCCCGUGCUCACGGACUUUGAUGAGGAGCUAGACCAGGCCGAGAAGAUGAUCACCCUCACCGAUUACCUCGUCCUUAACAGCGACCACCUCCUCAAAAGAACCGCUGAGACGGAUCUGCUGGCGGCGAUGGCGAGCCUCCUGCGAGCUCUGCCGCGCGUGCGGUUCGUGAUCGCCACGCUUGGCAGCCAGGGCAGCCUCCUCAUGCGGCGGCCGCAUGCCCACGCCCCCAACGACGACGCCGACGCGGAGGCCACUACCAGACCCGAAAGCGACGAGGAGGAGGGCAAGGGCGAGGUCCGCAACAUGGACGAGCUGCUCACGCGCGUGCCCAAGUACGAGGACGUCGAGGUCAAGUGGCAGCGCAUGUGGGCCUUUGGCAACGCCGCGGCCGACGGCGAUGGCGACGGCGAGCUGGCGAGCGCGACGGAGGAGGAGCAGCGCGAGGCCGACUGCGCGCUGGGUCUGCUGGUGCACACUUUCUGCUAUCGGCCUGCUCGCGACACCGACCACCACGCCCAGGUGCACUACUGCCCGGCCUACCCCCUCAAUCCGGCCAGCAUCGUCGAUACCACAGGCGCGGGCGACGUGUUCGUGGGCGGCGUGUGCUACGGGCUGGUGCGCGGGCUGAGCCUGCCGCAGCUCCUGGCUCUGGCCUCGCUGGUGGCCGCGCGCAAGUGCCUCGGGUCGGGCCUCAACGGCAUCUCCGACCGAGGCUCGCUUCCCGCCCUGCUCCUCCGCACGCCGCGCGCUCACGACUGA